Molecule: messenger RNA, 1840 nt
Organism: Gracilinanus agilis (Agile Gracile Mouse Opossum)
Lineage: Eukaryota; Metazoa; Chordata; Mammalia; Didelphimorphia; Didelphidae
Gene: ZRSR2
Product: zinc finger CCCH-type, RNA binding motif and serine/arginine rich 2
Exons: 11
Coding region: 84-1487 (467 amino acids)
Biological process (GO): mRNA splicing, via spliceosome
Cellular component (GO): U2AF complex; spliceosomal complex
Molecular function (GO): pre-mRNA 3'-splice site binding; metal ion binding
Source: RefSeq, a predicted model, not a curated record
CAUGUCUUUCCCCGAGACCCCACCUCUUCCGGUUGACCUGGAGGGAAGUGAAGAGGUGUGUAGUAGGCGGUGGCAUUCUCAAGAUGGCUGCCCCCGCUGUUUUGCCGUUAAUGGAGAAGCCGAGCCACAAGAAGUACCGAGCUGCUCUGAAGAAAGAGAAACGCCGCAGACGGCGACAGGAACGGGCUCGGUUGAGAGAUUCAGGACUGUCACAGAAAGAUGAAGAAGAAGAAGAAUCUAUUGUUGAACAAAUGGAAGAAGAGGAAAAACAGUUAGAAGCUGAAAGGCAAAAGUUACAUGAGGAGUGGUUGCUGAGGGAACAGAAGGCUCAAGAAGAAUUUAAACUUAAGAAGGAAAAGGAAGAGGCAGCAAAAAGGCGUCAAGAAGAAGAAGAGAGAAAGAUCAAAGAAGAAUGGGAAGAACAGCAAAGGAAAGAGAAACAAGAAGAAGAACAGAGACAACAGGAGAAGAGAGACAGAGAGGAAGCUGUGCAGAAGAUGCUGGAUCAGGCUGAAAGUCAGCUGGAAAAUGGUGUCACGUGGCAUAAUCCAGAACCACCAGUGGAUUUAAGAGCGACAGAGAAAGAUCAAGCUAAUUGUCCAUUCUACAUUAAGACAGGAUCUUGCCGAUUUGGAGAUAGGUGUUCACGUAAGCACAAUUACCCAACAUCUAGUCAAACUCUCCUUAUUAGAAGUAUGUUUAUAACAUUUGGAAUGGAACAAUGCAGAAGAGAUGACUAUGAUACAGAUGCAAGUCUGGAGUACAGUGAGGAGGAAACCUAUCAGCAAUUUUUAGAUUUCUAUGAAGAUGUACUCCCAGAAUUCAAGAAUGUGGGGAAAGUUAUUCAGUUCAAGGUCAGCUGCAACUUUGAACCUCAUCUUAGAGGAAAUGUAUAUGUGCAGUAUCAGUCGGAGGAAGAAUGUCAAGCAGCAUUCUCUCUAUUCAAUGGACGAUGGUAUGCAGGAAGACAGCUUCAGUGUGAAUUCUCACCAGUAACACGGUGGAAAAUGGCUAUUUGUGGUUUAUUUGGAAGACAAAAGUGUCCAAGAGGGAAGCACUGUAAUUUUCUUCAUGUAUUUAGAAAUCCCAACAAUGAAUUUUGGGAAGCUAAUAGAGACAUACACAUGUCUCCUGAUUGGGCAAAUACAUCAUUUGGUAAAAGCUCAGAAAGGAGAGAUAGGACAAGUUACCAUGAAGAAUAUUACAGCAGAUCAAGAAGGAGGCGAAGUCCCAGUCCAGAUCAUUCUUAUAAAAGAAAUGGGGAAUCUGAGAGGAAGAAAAGUAAUCAUCACAGGAGUAAGAAAAAGUCCCAUAAACAUUCCUCCAAAAGUCACGAGAGGAGACGUUCACGAAGUAGAGGAAGAAAGAGGGAUCGGAGCCGAAGAAGCCGGAGCCAAAGUAGAAGCCGAAGAAGCCAAAGCAAAAGUACAUCUAGGUCUAGGAGUCGGGACAGGAAGAGGUCAACCAGCAGAGACAGAAAUACUUAAAUUGCAAAAAUACAUUUUUUUCAUACUGAGACAUGUUGAUCUCAAAAAUGUAUCUUUUAGGACUGGUGGUUACUUUUCUCAAUUUUAACCAACUUUUCAAAUCCUGUAUUAUAAAUUUCCUGUAUUAUAAAUGCAAUUCAAAAGGUAGUUUUUGUACCAAUUUAAAGUCUAAUACAACACUCGCACUUUGGGGGAAAAAAGACACCUCCCUCUCCCCAACUCUUGGGUAGACUGAAGUUGAAUCACUUUCACUGAAUAUUCAUGUUUAUAGCAGUACCAAUAACAUAAAUGUCCUAAUAGAUUGGACAAAAAGGAAAAAGGAUAAAAUUGAGAAAGGGAAACACAAAUUUUGU